Molecule: messenger RNA, 1398 nt
Organism: Pterocles gutturalis (yellow-throated sandgrouse)
Lineage: Eukaryota; Metazoa; Chordata; Aves; Pterocliformes; Pteroclidae
Product: chromosome unknown open reading frame, human C8orf33
Exons: 6
Coding region: 1-1398 (465 amino acids)
Source: RefSeq, a predicted model, not a curated record
AUGGCCAAGGCUCCCCAAGGCGCGUUCCAAGAUGAGCUGGAGUGGUGCAUUUCGCAGCUGGAGGCAAAUCUUUGCCUCAGCCUCACCCCAAAACAAGCAGAGGAGAUACAGCAUGUUCUCAAGGUCCUGCGCUCCCAUGAGACUCCUUUUCUGAAGAAGGAACAAGUGAUGAACCGUGUGUUUGGGGAUUAUUGUCUCAAGAUGGCUGAGGAUCAGAAGAGCACGGAGAAAGCAGACAUGAAACUUGGUGAUGUACAAGUACAGCAAAGCAGCGGGCAGGCUUCAGAUGGUGUGGUGUAUGGGAAACAAUCUGACCAAAUCUCUGAGGCAAAGCCAAAGUGGUUCAUGCCAUCUGACAACAGCUUCCGAUUUGAUUUUAAAUUUUCUGAGGUUGACCCAGAAGCAACUGGCACACCUUUGGAAGCAGUCCCCGGUGUCAGUGGUGCUGAGCAGACACAAACCAAUGUAAGAGCCACUGAGCAGGAGAACUGGAAUGGAGCCUUGAGUUCUGCUGCCUCUGGACAAGAACCCAAGUUUGCUUUCAACUUUGCCAUCCCAGAUGAAGACUGUCCUCUGGUUCAGUUAGUUCCAGCAAGCCAGCAUAUCGAGCGUACAGCAAAUUGUGAAGUGCUGGCUGAUUCCCUGCCUGCUGAAUCAGCAGGUACGCCACAGAUUUCAGCCUUGCAGAAGCCGGAGUUGACUCAUGCUACAGGUAGUGCACUCAAAGAGGACAGAAGCCAUGUCAUCUUAAAGGUCCCCCAACCAGAGACUGCUCCUGGAGAUGAGACUGUGACAGAGAAAUCCACAGCAGAUGGAGUUGCCCAGAAGAAGAGAAAGAAGAAGAAACAAAAAACUUCCAUCAGUAAAAAGGAGGUAGAAGAAACUGAGAUCAAUAGGAAGGCAAAGGCAGAAGCUAACACAUGUCAAAAGAAGGAUACGUCCCACCAGGAUGAGACCUCUCAGCAGUCAGAUGACCAGCUGUGGGAGGAGGUGGACUGGUGUGUGGAACAGCUGGAACUUGGCCUGAAGACACAGAAAUCUACUCCAAAGCAGGCUGAGGAGGCUCUCCGUGCAAUCAAGACACUGCGCAGUGACAAGGCUCCACUGGUGAAGAAGCGUCAGCUUAUGAGAGUCAUGUUUGGAGAUUACAGGAAGAAGAUGGAGGAGGAGCGGCGCAAAGAGCUGAAGCUCAUGGAAGCAGCUGCAAAAUCUGCUCGGAUUGUGGAAGUGAAGAGAAACAUCCACAACAAGAACUACCAGUUCAUCCGGAAGCACUCAGGAGCUUGCAGGAAAAGCCAAAGUUCAGCAGAAUCCCCUUCAGAGCCACCCAGGACACUUAACACAGACUUAUUCAAAUCCACAACUUCCGAAGAGGAGUUUCGCUUUAAUUUCUUUUAG